GACUUUGAAACGGACCAGUCUUCGGGGGAGCAUCUCGUAAAUUUCGCGGUGGCUCAGUAUGCCGACGGCACUGAAAAGGUGUUUCCGGGUUACGAAGCAUGCCAAGAUUUCUGCGCCUGGCUGUUCACCCCACAACACAAGGGCUUCACCGCCGUGGCACACAACAUGAAAGGGUUCGAUGGGCAGUUCGUGAUGGCCUGGCUCCUGGAGCAAGGCACAGCGCCGGAGGUGAUCCCUAACGGGUCUAUGAUCAUGAGUGUAAGACACCCCAGUCUCAACAUUCGGGUCAUAGACUCGUUAAACUUUUUACCGAUGGCGUUGGCCAAACUACCGGGAUGCUUCGGUCUCACCGAAUUAAAGAAAGGAUACUUCCCUCAUCUCUUUAACUCGAGGGAAAACCAGAGUUAUGUCGGACCGCUGCCUGAAGCCCGGUACUACAGCCCGGAUACCAUGAGCACUUCAGCCCGACAAGCAUUUCUGUCCUGGCAUGAAGCACACAAGGGGAUGUGUUUAACUUUCAAGAUGAGAUGCUGGCCUAUUGCAGAUCGGACGUGGAUAUUCUUCGCCGCUGUUGUCUGGAGUUUCGAGCCCAGUUUUUGGAUGUGGCGAAUGUGGAUCCAUUCCAAUACGUGACCAUUGCGUCAGCCUGUAUGGCAACGUAUCGGAGUGGCCACAUUCAACCCGACACGAUUGCCAUGGUGCCUACACACGGCUACAUCAACUCAACGAAUUACAGCCCUGAUUCGAUCCGAUGGUUGGACUUUGUUGCUGCUUCGGAAGGCCUACAGAUUCAACAUGCGUUGAACGGUUCCGGAGAGCACAGAGUCGCCGGAAUCUCGGUAGACGGAUUCUGCCAAGAAACACAAACCGUCUAUCAGUUUCAGGGCUGUUUCUUCCACGGAUGUAGUUCGUGUUACGAUGGUGAUAUCAUACAUCCACUGAAAGGGGUUUCCAUGGCAACGUUAAGAGAAAAGACAGAAGAGACGACAAGAAAGCUUCGCACCCAGGGUUUCCACGUCAUCGAAAUGUGGGAGCAUGAAUUUCAAAGAGAGAAGGAGGAAAAUCCAGAUCUCCAAGCUUUCCUGGAUCAACACCAUCUGAGGGAUCCGACUCAAUCCUCGCGAGUCGUUUUUUGGAGGAAGGACCAAUGCCCUCAAAUUGUUCCACGAGGGAGACGCAAAAUAUGUGGAUUUUACAUCACUCUAUCCAUGGGUGAACAAGUAUUGCGUCUACCCUGUGGGACAUCCAACAAUCAUCACGGAAAGCUUUAG
This is a messenger RNA of Stegodyphus dumicola, 1271 nucleotides long. RefSeq lists its product as uncharacterized. NCBI's taxonomy places the organism in Eukaryota, Metazoa, Arthropoda, Arachnida, Araneae, Eresidae. Gene Ontology annotation, molecular function: DNA-directed DNA polymerase activity; DNA binding; nucleotide binding. The record is from RefSeq and is a predicted model, not a curated record. Gene Ontology annotation, biological process: DNA replication.